Messenger RNA from Amorphotheca resinae ATCC 22711, 908 nucleotides. RefSeq lists its product as hypothetical. The transcript has 2 exons. Bases 261 to 686 code for a protein of 141 amino acids. The record is from RefSeq and is a predicted model, not a curated record. NCBI's taxonomy places the organism in Eukaryota, Fungi, Ascomycota, Leotiomycetes, Helotiales, Amorphothecaceae.
AAACAGAACGCACCCCCCUACCACAGUACCUAGUUGGUUGCGCGCGCGGCUGUAUCUACCUACGUCAUCCGGGAACGUGACAUGUACCUAUCGACGUCCAGGACAUCCUUCUCACCUCGACGCUGCAAAAUAUUGCGCAUGACACGACCUCUCUUUGGUUACGAAUCUACGAAUCUCCAAGCUGAGCUCAUACCUACUCGAUACCUACUCGUGCAGAUCGUACCAUCGUCUGACUUGAACACCCCCGACUGUAUUUCACAAUGGCAACUCUUCCUCGUCGUUUCGUCCACGAUCUCAAAGUGGCCCUCGGUCCUCAUGUCACUGCUCCUAACACACUGAAUCCCGUUCUGCUUGCGAUCGGCAUCAGAGGUUACUGGAUCCAAUCUCGCAUCUUCCGCAUACCCGAUCGUUACGGUUUCUUCUCACUCGGACCGGCCCGUUUGCAGGUACAUGAUGCAUCACUUUGUAUCGCUAUAUUGAUGGUCCUUGCGGUCGUCGCUCCUGCCGUCGUUCUUUUUCAUGUCUGCCUGACGCUGAAGGAUGGUUACAGGCCGCUUUGGAAAGAUGCACUGAUCGGGUUCGCACCUUCUGGGUUGGUUUUCAGUGGGAUAUGGAUUUGGCAAUGUCAUAGUAAGCAGCGCGCGCCAGAUUACGAGUGGGAGGACUGGAAAACGAGGAAAGACUGAUUCGGGAUCUCGGGCGGAUCGUACUUGAUUGAUCAUCGUGGAGACUUUUCUGAAAUAAGCGGCAGGUGAAGCAAGUGAGACAGGGAAGUGAGGCAUCUUGACACAUACUUUGUGGACUUGCUGGCCUCUCAUGGGGAUCUGGGGAUUGUGGGGUUUGCUGGCUUGUGGGCUUGUGGGCUCGUUGGCUUUGAGGCUUUGAGGCAUCUUGACUUCUCGUGGGCU